Molecule: messenger RNA, 865 nt
Organism: Sinocyclocheilus grahami
Lineage: Eukaryota; Metazoa; Chordata; Actinopteri; Cypriniformes; Cyprinidae
Product: probable assembly chaperone of rpl4
Exons: 7
Coding region: 30-569 (179 amino acids)
Molecular function (GO): protein binding
Source: RefSeq, a predicted model, not a curated record
AAGAGUGUAUAGACAACUUUGACUUUGACAUGGCAAGGCUGUACUGUCUGCGAGCGCUGGAUAUUGAACCCACUAACCUGACUAUCCUGGACAUGAUAGGGAACAUCUGCACUGAGCUGGGAGAAAUAGAGAAAGCUAAACAGGUGUAUCUGAAGGCUGUGGAGCUCAGUCCAGAGGACGGCCACAGUAAGUACAUGUACCUGGGGCAGAUUCACACAGGCAUGGAAGCUGUACAAUACUUCCUUAAAGGAACUGAGGUCAUGCUUAACACCAUGGACAAACACGCCAGUGAGGCUAGUGCGUUUGGAGCGGCUGCAUUUCCAUCCAAGUGUGCUGUCACAAAAAAGAACGUGUCUAUGGCCUUCUGCUCCAUCGCUGAGAUCUUCUUCACAGAUCUCUGCAUGGAGGAGAGUGCUGCUGACUGCUGCAAAGAGGCCUUCGACAAAGCUUUACAGUACGAUGAGCACAACCCUGAAGCUCUCCAGCUCAUGGCCAGCUACCUGUUCAGCAUAGAGAAAACUGAGGAGGGGCGUAAGUACCUGAAGAAGAGUGUCGUCAUGGUUACCUAGCCUACAGAAAGAGGAAGAGUCAUUGGCGAGCACAGAGCAUGACAUGGAGGAAGAAAAAGAUCAGAAUAAGAGCAACAUCCUGCCUUAUGAAUCCAGAAUAACAACAGCCAAACUGCUGAUCGAGGCUGAGCAGUAUGAGAUGCCUGCGCACACACAUACACAGUUGGCUUUGGAGGAUUUGUGCUUAGCCCCGCUGCAGACUCAAAUUUGUGGUGAAGUGGAGGAAAUGAAAUGAAAGACGGAUCUUGCUCUCAGACAAAAGAAUGGAGGGAUCUAAGAGCAAUUAUAGGAGCACA